AUGAAGUACUCUACAGCCAUUAUUCCUGUCUUCGCUGUCGCCUCUCUUGCGGCCUCUAUUGAGACUCGACAGAACAAGAAACUACCUUGGACGCAACCAGUAAACCUUCUCGAUCAAUGCGGAUUUAUGGCACCGAUUACCGAAUAUUGGUGCGGUACAGAAAAAUUCUGCAACAUGAUCAAUAACCCAAUUAUGCAAGCAUGCGAGAACCCUCAAGGCUGGAAGUCGCCUAAAGAGUGCUUAGACGCCCAUGAAGCGAAGCCUUCCAAGGAGAAGUGCAACAACCUACGCAAGGACGCAUUUGAUAAGUGCCGAGAGAAGUCCGAAUUCCGAGAGUGCGAAACCAAAGGUAACGGUGUAUUUAAAGGGUGCAUGGGUUAUCAAAAAGAGAAGUCGGCAACGGAGAUAGAUGCAGAAUUGCGUGCUAAAGGCUGUGAAGUAUAG
Metarhizium robertsii ARSEF 23 is the source of this 444-nucleotide messenger RNA. RefSeq lists its product as uncharacterized. The coding region runs from base 1 to 444 and encodes 147 amino acids. Lineage: Eukaryota; Fungi; Ascomycota; Sordariomycetes; Hypocreales; Clavicipitaceae. The transcript has a single exon. The record is from RefSeq and is a predicted model, not a curated record.